Molecule: messenger RNA, 606 nt
Organism: Prorocentrum cordatum
Lineage: Eukaryota; Dinophyceae; Prorocentrales; Prorocentraceae
Source: the annotation of a GenBank genome assembly
AUGGCAGGAGUGGAAGUUGCAGGGAGGCACGCGGCAUUCGGAGAACGCAUGUACGAGGCGAGCAAGCUUGCUAAUCUUUGUUUCGCACGGUCGCUGAGAGCGAAGGUGGGGUCGCGGGGCAUCACCGUGAUUGCGAUGACGCCAGGCCAGGUUAACACUGAUCUGAACGCUUUCGACCUGGUCAACGUCUCGGUGCCAGCAGAGCUUGGCGGGGAGAAGCUCUUCGAGAGCGCCUUUGCUGACGGGAGGAAGCCGACCCCAGACUUUGUGUAUCCCUACUGGUUUCCGCGUUUGGUCUUCGAGGGGGAGGUGCCAGAAGUGCUGGCCCCCUGGAGAAUCACUGAGGCGGGGUCGUGGGGGAGGCCCCUGGACAACGCCUUCCGGCCCGAGAGGCUGCUGCAGCAGCGGGACUUCACCCUCCACGGCUCCGUCGGCCCAGAGUGCGGCGAGCAGCUCCAGCGCAGCCUCUGGCGCUGGAGGCCGCCGUCGGCCUUCCCGAGCGGCUCGACGCGGGCGAUCUGUUCCAGGCCUCCAGCCUGCAGGCGAACCCGUCUGGCGUUGGCGUUGCCAAGUGCCCAUCGCCUGGGCUCUGCGCCCCCACGCUGA